CACACCAAACAUUAUCGCCAUGGAAGAAAAAACUCAGAGUCAUCAUAAUCAUCACAGUACCAACAAACACAACCCCAAUUCCAAAUCAAGAACACCUCUUCUCCACAAGCCUUAUCAUCAUCACCAUGUUCAAACCAAUCCUCCUCCUUUUCUCUUGCACCCUUCUUCUCACCAAAACCUUAAUCUUGUUGCCUCAAAUCUUCCUUCUAGCUACUACUACUAUUACUACUGCUACUUCUACUCUCAAUUUCACAACUCUCUUCCUCCUCCUCCUCCUCCUCUUCUUCCUCUUCCUUCUCUUCCUCCUUUACUUCCUCUUCCUCCUCCUCGCUCAAUGACCCGUUUCCACAAAUCUCUCCCUGUCUCUCAAGUUGUGGAGAGAAAGCAACAACAGCAGAAGAAGAAGAUACAAGUUUCUAACAACAAAGUGAGUGGGUCCAUAGCAAUAGAAGAAGCAGCAUUAGUGGUUGCUAAAAGACCUGACUUUGGUGGUCAAGAUGGUUCUGUCAUUUAUCUCCUCGCCAACCAUUUUCUUGUCAAGUUUGAUUCUUCACAGAGGAUUUACCAUUACAAUGUUGAGAUCUCUCCUCAGCCUUCAAAGGAAAUUGCUCGGAUGAUCAAACAGAAGCUUGUGGAGACCGAUGUGAAUAGUUUCUCCGGUGUUGUUCCGGCUUUUGAUGGUAGGCAAAACAUUUAUAGUCCUGUGGAAUUUCAGGGCGAUAGGCUUGAGUUCUUUGUUAAUCUCCCUAUCCCAUCUUGCAAGGGUGUAAUGAAUUACGGUGACUUGCGAGAGAAGCAACCUCAGAAGAAGAUUGAUAAACUGUUUAGGGUUAACAUGAGGCUUGUGUCUAAGUUUGAUGGUAAGGAACAGAGAAAGGAAGGAGAAGAUUGGACUCCUCUGCCUCCUGAAUACAUUCAUGCUCUUGAUGUUAUCUUGAGGGAGAAUCCAAUGGAGAAGUGUACAUCGAUUGGAAGAUCGUUUUACUCGAGUUCUAUGGGUGGAUCCAAGGAGAUUGGAGGAGGAGCUGUUGGACUCAGAGGUUUUUUUCAGAGUCUUAGACAGACUCAGCAAGGUUUAGCACUUAACAUGGAUCUCUCAAUAACAGCUUUCCAUGAAAGUAUUGGAGUAAUAGCUUACUUGCAGAAGCGGCUCGAGUUUCUCAAGGACCUUUCUAGGAACAAAAAUAGAGAAUUGAGUCUAGAGGAAAAGAGAGAAGUGGAGAAAGCACUUAAGAACAUAAGAGUCUUUGUUUGCCAUAGAGAAACAGUUCAAAGAUAUCGGGUUUACGGGUUAACAGAGGAGAUUACCGAGAAUAUAUGGUUUCCGGAUAGAGACGGGAAGCAUCUAAGGCUUAUGAGCUACUUUAAAGAUCAUUAUGGUUAUGAGAUUCAGUAUAAGAACUUGCCGUGUCUGCAAAUCAGUAGGACAAGACCUUGUUACCUUCCUAUGGAACUAUGUAUGAUUUGUGAAGGUCAAAAGUUUCUUGGGAAGCUUUCGGAUGAUCAAGCUGCAAAGAUCAUGAAAAUGGGCUGUCAAAAACCAAAUGAAAGGAAAGCUAUUAUUGAUAAGGUUAUGGCAGGAUCAGUCGGUCCAUCGAGCGGAAAACAAACAAGAGAAUUCAACCUCGAGAUUUCGAAAGAAAUGACAUUGCUGAAAGGAAGAAUACUUCAGCCUCCAAAGCUUAAACUUGACCGGCCAAGGAACCUUAAAGAAAGUAGAGCUUUUAAAGGAACCCGGAUCGAGAGAUGGGCUUUGAUGAGUAUUGGAGGCAGCUCGGAUCAAAAAUCCACCAUUCCAAAGUUCAUAAAUGAGCUCACUCAAAAGUGUGAGCAUUUGGGAGUCUUCUUAAGCAAGAACACAUUAAGCAGCACCUUCUUUGAACCAUCGAACAUACUCAACAACAUCUCGCUUCUCGAAUCAAAACUGAAGGAGAUUCAAAGAGCGGCAUUGAACAAUCUUCAGCUGAUCAUCUGUGUAAUGGAGAAAAAACAUAAAGGGUACGGAGAUCUAAAGAGGAUAGCAGAGACAAGAAUUGGUGUUGUGACACAAUGCUGCUUAUACCCUAACAUCACUAAGCUCAGUUCUCAGUUCGUUUCAAACUUAGCUCUCAAGAUAAACGCCAAGAUCGGUGGAUCCAUGACCGAGCUCUACAACUCGAUACCUUCUCACAUCCCAAGACUGCUUAGACCCGAUGAGCCAGUUAUCUUCAUGGGAGCUGAUGUAACGCAUCCUCAUCCGUUCGAUGAUUGUAGCCCUUCAGUAGCGGCUGUGGUUGGGAGCAUAAACUGGCCAGAAGCUAACAGAUACGUCUCAAGAAUGAGAUCUCAGACUCAUAGGCAAGAGAUCAUUCAAGAUCUUGACUUGAUGGUCAAGGAACUUCUUGACGAUUUCUACAAAGCGGUAAACAAGCUUCCGAAUCGAAUCAUAUUCUUCAGAGACGGUGUGAGCGAAACACAGUUCAAGAAAAUCCUCCAAGAAGAGCUUCAAUCCAUCAAAACCGCUUGUUCGAAGUUCCAAGAUUACAAUCCAAGCAUCACAUUCGCCGUGGUCCAGAAACGACACCACACGAGGCUGUUCCGGUGCAAUCCAGACAAUGAGAACAUCCCUCCUGGAACAGUGGUUGAUACAGUGAUAACUCAUCCAAAAGAGUUUGAUUUCUAUCUCUGUAGCCAUUUAGGAGUGAAGGGCACGAGCAGGCCAACGCAUUACCACAUCCUAUGGGACGAGAACGAGUUUACUUCAGACGAAUUGCAGAGACUUGUGUAUAACUUGUGUUACACUUUCGUAAGGUGCACGAAACCUAUUUCGAUUGUGCCACCGGCUUAUUAUGCUCACCUUGCUGCGUACAGAGGAAGGCUCUACAUUGAGAGAUCAUCUGAAUCUAAUGGAGGAUCCAUGAAUCCUUCUUCUGUGUCUCGAGUUGGUCCUCCAAAGACGAUUCCUCUUCCUAAAUUAAGUGAUAAUGUCAAGAAUCUCAUGUUUUACUGCUGAUUCUUUAAUAGUAUAAAAGAAUUGCUCUUGA
Molecule: messenger RNA, 3023 nt
Organism: Arabidopsis arenosa
Lineage: Eukaryota; Viridiplantae; Streptophyta; Magnoliopsida; Brassicales; Brassicaceae
Source: the annotation of a GenBank genome assembly